This is a messenger RNA of Ostertagia ostertagi, 492 nucleotides long. Lineage: Eukaryota; Metazoa; Nematoda; Chromadorea; Rhabditida; Trichostrongylidae. The record is from the annotation of a GenBank genome assembly.
AUGGAAGGAGAUCUUGCAGCAGCUCGUGAAAGGGAGCGUAUGUGGAAAGUGGAGAAAUUGGAGUUCGAGAGGAAGUUGGCUGCCAAGGAUUCGUUAAUAGCCAGUGAAAGGAAACGCAUGGAAGACCAGCGAAAACGUGAUAAGGCUCAGUUGGCUGAACUGGAAAAGAAACUGAAAUGCGAACAACCUGGUUGGGAAUCUCAACUAGGAGUGGAAGCCGUCUUCCAUGCUAUCGAAGUCAUCAAGAAGGAAUUCUCUGGACAAAUCCAGCAACUCAGUGACCAGAGGGCUCCGGUUGAAGAGAAAAGCUGUGCCUUUGCUGCAUAUCAGCUAGCAGCGAGUCGCCCUGCUCGUAUACUUAGCGCUCCUCCACUAUCAGAUGUACAUAUCCCUCUAACGUCUUCGAUAUCUUGCCCGGAUGCGCAGUACUCAUCCAAUGAAUUUGCGCCAGUCAAUCCACCCAUAGCUGAAGUUGACUUUUUUCCUGCGUAA